GAAAAUUGACGAUGGAGAUACUGCUGUUGUCGUGGAAAAGGACCACUUCAUGGACGACUUCUUCCAUCAGGUAGAGGAGAUCAGAAACGCUAUCGAUAAAAUUGCCCAGGAUGUUGAAGAAGUCAAGAAAAACCACAGCAUCAUCCUGUCUGCGCCAAACCCAGAAGGAAAAAUAAAAGACGAGCUUGAAGAUCUGAACAAAGAAAUCAAGAAAACCGCUAAUAAAAUUCGAGCCAAGUUAAAGUCCAUCGAACAGAGUUUUGAUCAGGAUGAGAGCGGGAGCCGGACGUCGGUGGAUCUCAGGAUUCGCAGGACCCAGCAUUCGGUGCUGUCUCGGAAGUUCGUGGAAGUCAUGGCCGGAUAUAACGAAGCCCAGACGCUGUUUCGGGAGCGGAGCAAGGGGCGCAUUCAGAGGCAGCUGGAGAUCACCGGCAGGACCACUACGGAUGCGGAGCUGGAGGAGAUGCUGGAGAGCGGGAGGCCGUCCGUCUUCACCUCCGACAUCAUAUCAGACUCCCAGAUCACCAGGCAGGCUCUCAACGAGAUCGAGUCCCGCCACAAGGACAUCAUGAGGCUGGAGACCAGCAUCCGCGAGCUGCACGAAAUGUUCAUGGACAUGGCCAUGUUCGUGGAAACACAGGGUGAAAUGAUCAACAACAUAGAAAAAAAUGUGAUGAACGCCACAGACUACGUAGAACACGCAAAAGAAGAAACAAAGAAGGCCAUCAAGUACCAGAGCAAGGCAAGAAGGAAAAAGUGGAUAAUUGCUGCUGUGUCAGUGGCUCUGGCUGCCAUUCUUGCUCUCAUCAUUGGGCUCUCGCUGGGCAAGUGACGGUCCAGAUCGCGUCAGCAUGCAUGCUUCUCCGCGGGUGGGCAAAAUGAUGUUCAUUGUUAUUUGUGUAAUUAUUUUGCUUGUGAUCCUCGGAAUUAUC
Molecule: messenger RNA, 932 nt
Organism: Carlito syrichta (Philippine tarsier)
Lineage: Eukaryota; Metazoa; Chordata; Mammalia; Primates; Tarsiidae
Gene: STX2
Product: syntaxin 2
Exons: 10
Coding region: 50-832 (260 amino acids)
Biological process (GO): exocytosis; intracellular protein transport; synaptic vesicle fusion to presynaptic active zone membrane
Cellular component (GO): SNARE complex; synaptic vesicle; presynaptic active zone membrane
Molecular function (GO): SNARE binding; SNAP receptor activity
Source: RefSeq, a predicted model, not a curated record